This is a messenger RNA of Lycium ferocissimum, 2214 nucleotides long. Its product is annotated as protein DETOXIFICATION 16-like. The record is from RefSeq and is a predicted model, not a curated record. The coding region runs from base 543 to 2090 and encodes 515 amino acids. Lineage: Eukaryota; Viridiplantae; Streptophyta; Magnoliopsida; Solanales; Solanaceae. The transcript has 7 exons. Gene Ontology annotation, cellular component: membrane. Gene Ontology annotation, biological process: xenobiotic detoxification by transmembrane export across the plasma membrane. Gene Ontology annotation, molecular function: antiporter activity; xenobiotic transmembrane transporter activity.
ACCAUAAGAAAGACAACCAACUCUAUCACUAAUUAAAAAAAAAAAAAAAAAAAAAAAAGGGAAAAAAAUGAAAAAUGCCUCUACGUAUUGAUAAUGGCUUAAAUUUGCUCUCUUUUACGGUUAAAACGCCCCUACUUUUACCACAGUUACAGUUAAAAACUUGUGCUCCUUUCCUGGGUCCAAUAGGUAGAAGGAGGAUAAACUUUAAACAAUUUUCAAUAAGUUAGGGACAUUUUUAACCCUUUUCUGCUACAAGAAUGAAACUAUAUGAUAAACAUGAAUCUUGUAAAGGCUUUUUUUAUUUAUUUUAAAAAAAAAUAUUAAAGAUCAGUAUCACUCUUUCAGCUCUGAUCAGCAACUUUUAUUAUGCAUUAGAUUGCUAUCUGUGGUGGGAACCACAAUUUUAUAAUGUGAAAUCCUUGUCCAAAUGUAAACUAAUGCACUCUAUCUGCAAAAGGGUCAACCUGUAAUUUGAUGAUGAAGUUCCGUCUUUCUUUUUUGGACCAUAUUUCUUGAAUCAACAAGGAAAAAAAAGGAGGAAAAUGGAAGGUCAAAGUUCAAGUCUACAAGCUCCAUUAGUGUCAAAUCAAGAAAGCAGCCAUGAUAAUAAAGAAGAACAUGAACAAGAUUAUGGAGGAGAGAUCAUUGAAGAAAUAAAGAGGCAACUAGGACUUGCUGUCCCUCUUAUAGCAGUCAAUGUUCUGCAGUACUGUUUGCAAGUUAUUAGCAUCAUGUUCGUCGGACACCUCGGUGAAUUGGCUCUCUCUGGUGCUUCCAUGGCUACUUCUUUUGCUUCAGUCACUGGAUUCAGUGUUUUGUUAGGAAUGGGAAGUGCACUGGAAACACUAUGUGGGCAAGCCUACGGAGCUAAACAAUACCACAUGCUUGGCAUUUUCACACAGAGAGCAAUGCUAGUUCUUCUUUCCUUGAGCAUUUUGCUCUUACUGAUAUGGUUCAACACCAGUACAAUUCUCAUCGCUUGUGGUCAAGACCGUGAUAUAUCUAUCGAAGCAGGACAAUUUAAUCGAUGGAUGAUUUCGGGCCUUUUUGCGUAUGGCAUCCUUCAAUGCCUCAACAGAUUUUUACAGACUCAGAAUAUAGUGAUGCCCAUGAUGUUGACCUCUGGUAUCACGGCUUUGUUCCACGUUCUUAUAUGUUGGCUUUUCGUGUUCAAGAUUGAUCUUGGAAGCAAGGGGGCUGCUUUGGCUAAUGCCAUUUCGUAUUGGGUUAACGUGUUUUUGUUAGCCGGUUAUGUUAAAGUUUCCCCGGCUUGUAGAAAAACUUGGACUGGUUUUUCGAAGGAAGCUUGGCAUGACGUUCUGGAUUUUAUCAAGCUCGCCAUUCCUUCUGCAAUUAUGAUUUGCUUUGAAUAUUGGUCAUUUGAGAUGGUUGUUCUUUUAUCUGGCCUUCUCCCUAAUCCUAAAUUAGAGACAUCAGUGUUAUCGAUAAGUCUUAAUACUUGUUGGAUGGUAUACAUGGUUUCAGUUGGACUUGGUGCUGCUAUAAGCACAAGAGUUUCAAAUGAGUUGGGGGCUGGUCGUCCACAAGGAGCACGAUUAGCUUUAUGUGUUGUUGCCAUAGUGGCCAUCACAGUAGGAUUGAUAAUCGCAACCACCACAAUUUUGGUUCGUUUUGCGUGGGGGAGGCUAUACAGCAACGAAGAAGAAGUGAUUAGAUACGUUGCCAAGAUUUUACCUCUGCUUGCUUUAUCUGAUUUCCUGGAUGGCUUCCAAUGUGUGCUUUCAGGGGCUGCUAGAGGAUGUGGAUGGCAAAAACUCCGUGCAUAUAUCAAUCUUGGUGCUUAUUAUGUUGUGGGGUUACCUUCUUCUGUUCUCUUUGCAUUUGUUUUCAAUACUGGAGGCAUGGUACAUCUCCAUUACUCCUUUAACAACCCCACCCCCAAACUACCCCUCAUCAAAUCUUAUCUUUCUGUCUUUGAUUUAUGUUCAUACUUUCAGGGACUAUGGAUGGGGAUCAUUUGUGCCCUGCUAGUGCAAAAUGUGGCACUAAUCGCGAUAAAUAUAUGCACUAAUUGGGACAAGGAGGCAAGAAAAGCUGUAAAUAGAGUUCCAAGGCUGUGGAUUAGUUGAGUGGCAUUUGGUGCUCCUAAUCCGACGAGGAAUAUUGUUUAUGUCAAGCUCAAAGUUGGAAAUACAUCUUGAAUUGUAUCAUGUAAAUUGCAUGAAAAUAAGCUUUUUUUUUUUUUUUUUUUUU